This is a messenger RNA of Fukomys damarensis (Damara mole-rat), 2586 nucleotides long. RefSeq names its product phosphorylase kinase catalytic subunit gamma 2 (gene Phkg2). Gene Ontology annotation, molecular function: calmodulin binding; ATP binding; phosphorylase kinase activity. Gene Ontology annotation, biological process: glycogen biosynthetic process; protein phosphorylation. The transcript has 10 exons. The record is from RefSeq and is a predicted model, not a curated record. Lineage: Eukaryota; Metazoa; Chordata; Mammalia; Rodentia; Bathyergidae. Gene Ontology annotation, cellular component: phosphorylase kinase complex. The coding region runs from base 1111 to 2331 and encodes 406 amino acids.
GAUUCUAUAUUCUUACAGUAAGAACCUUGAUUUCCAACUAUAUUAAUAUUUUUAGUUUCCUCUAUUUUAGGAUAAUUACCCCAUUAUACUACCAAACAAAACUUCAAAAAUUUUUUUGCAGUUCUUGUCUUUAUAUUAAUAUAAAGCCAAAGUAGUCCAUAAAAAGUUACUUGGAUUCAUUUUUCUCACUUUAUAUGAUUGUGAUCCCAACGGAACAUUUCUGAGAUAGUAGCUGUUGGAAUACUGGUUCACGCUUCCUCUUUUGCUGGUACUGCUGUCAAUCCGGAGCUUGGGUCUUAGACACUCAACAAAUAUUUGUUGUAUGAUCAAGGUGAAUGACAGGGCUAAACUGUUGGUUUUGUUUGGGACUGGGAAUCGAACUCGGGUCCUUGGGCUUGCAAGGCGGGCGGCAGAACCUCUAAGCUAAAUCCUCGGCCCUAGGGCUGAACUGAUUUUGAAAUUUCUCCUGUGAAUUUUAAAAUCUGGUGGGUUUAGAGCUGGUUGAAGCUAAUACAGUCCCAAGGCUUUGGGGUGUGGGUGUGGAAACGAUUCAAGAGAAGUCGGCGACUACAGGACAGGAGGCUGCUUCUGGCCGUAUAAAUCCGUACCGCGGUGCUGAGCGUGCCCCACGCCGCAUGCGUCCAAGAGAGGCUUUUUGGACCAGGCUGCUAAAAAAAGACUCCAGUUCAGAUAGAGACGGGGCCCUAUCCAAAUCCGGAAACUAAAUAUUAAAGGAAGUCCCACGUCCUGGCAUUCACGCUUCCGAGUAAACCUAACUUCUGGACUCAAUUCUAAACCUACAACACCUUUCGCAGGGUCUGUGGUAGGUAACAUACGUUGAUUGGUUGUACCUGAAGGUUCAUCCUAUGGUCGUGGGUUUUGAUAACUUCGGCUUCCUAUUGGGCCAUUUGUCUCCAAUCGGAAGGGUUUCUGAACAUCAAUCUUCCGGCGGAGCAGACCAUUGGUUGAAAGGAUAGGGGCGGAUCCGUAGGUUUUCGGAGCAGCCAGAAGUAAAGCAAGGGACUGAAAAGCAAACCCGGCGGCUCCCUCGAGGCCUCGCAUCAAAACCCUAAACCCGGACCGCCUGAUCCGGCCCCCACCUCGCUCAGAAUGACACUGGAUGUGGGGCCGGAGGAUGAGCUGCCCGACUGGGCCGCGGCCAAGGAGUUUUACCAGAAGUACGACCCUAAGGACGUCAUUGGAAGAGGCGUGAGCUCUGUGGUCCGCCGUUGUGUUCAUCGAGCCACUGGCGAUGAGUUUGCUGUGAAGAUCAUGGAGGUGACAGCUGAGCGGCUGAGCCCUGAGCAACUGGAGGAGGUGCGGGAAGCCACACGGAGAGAGACUCACAUCCUUCGCCAGGUCGCUGGCCACCCCCACAUCAUCACUCUCAUCGAUUCCUACGAGUCUCCCAGCUUCAUGUUCCUGGUGUUUGACCUGAUGCGGAAGGGAGAGCUGUUUGACUAUCUCACAGAGAAGGUGGCCCUCUCAGAGAAGGAAACCAGGUCCAUCAUGAGGUCUCUGCUGGAAGCAGUGCGUUUUCUCCAUGCCAACAACAUUGUACACCGAGACCUGAAGCCUGAGAAUAUUCUCCUAGAUGACAGUAUGCAGAUCCGACUCUCAGAUUUUGGGUUCUCCUGCCACUUGGAACCUGGAAAGAAGCUUCGAGAGCUGUGUGGGACCCCAGGGUAUCUAGCACCAGAGAUCCUGAAAUGUUCCAUGGAUGAAACCCACCCAGGCUAUGGCAAGGAGGUCGACCUCUGGGCGUGUGGGGUGAUUCUCUUCACACUCCUGGCUGGCUCACCCCCAUUCUGGCACCGACGCCAGAUCCUGAUGUUACGCAUGAUCAUGGAGGGCCGGUACCAGUUCAAUUCACCUGAGUGGGACGACCGUUCAGACACUGUCAAAGACCUGAUCUCGAGGCUGCUGCAGGUAGAUCCUGAGGAGCGCCUGACAGCUGAGCAGGCCCUGCAGCAUCCCUUCUUUGAGCGCUGCAAAGGUAGCCAACUCUGGAACCUUUCACCCCAGCAGCGGUUCCGGGUGGCGGUGUGGACAGUGCUGGCUGCUGGACGAGUGGCCUUAAGUACCCGCCGUGUGCGGCCAGUGACCAAGAGUGCACUGCUGAGGGACCCCUAUGCGCUGCGGCCAGUGCGGCGCCUCAUUGACAACUGUGCCUUCCGGCUCUAUGGGCACUGGGUGAAGAAGGGUGAGCAGCAGAACCGAGCAGCCCUCUUCCAGCACCGGCCCACUGGGCCUUUUCCUCUCAUCGGCACUGAAGAGGAGGGGGACUCCACUACUGUUGCUGAGGAUGAGGCUGCACGGGUCCUGGGCUAGGCCCUCAGCCCUGAGAAGUUCAGAAAGCAGGAUUCCUGGGAAGUGUGAACCAUUCCAGCCCCCCUGGGCCCUUGCUGUAGGACCUGCCUUGCCCUACUGCUCAUGCUCCCAUCAUAAGAGAACUCUGUAGCCUGCUCGCCCUUCCUGGCCGAGGCUUAAGAGAUCAGAGCUGGGGUGGAAGAGCUGCUCCAGAUGCCAUGCCCAGUUGCAUCAGUGCUGUCUCUGCUAUAUCUGAAAUAAAAUCUGUUCCACACC